Molecule: messenger RNA, 2880 nt
Organism: Quercus lobata
Lineage: Eukaryota; Viridiplantae; Streptophyta; Magnoliopsida; Fagales; Fagaceae
Product: probable LRR receptor-like serine/threonine-protein kinase At1g06840
Exons: 13
Coding region: 785-2782 (665 amino acids)
Biological process (GO): protein phosphorylation
Molecular function (GO): ATP binding; protein kinase activity; protein binding
Source: RefSeq, a predicted model, not a curated record
UUAAUAUGCACAAUUUGUUGUCAAUUUGGUUGCUUUGUUCGUCUCAAUCUUGAGUGAUUCUCUUAUUUUAUUCCCUAAUAGUUGGAGAUUUUUGCUUUACUCUACUCACUGUUGAGUUCUUUGAUUAUUCAUUUAUUUACCUUAGUUAUUUUAGAAUUUAAUAGCAUGAGUUUUGAUAGUUCUUUCAUAUUAUCAAGUGGAGUACUUGGAUAUUACCACAAUUUAUAGUCUUGGGUACUAAUAAGAGGAUUUUUAGAGUUCUGGGCUUCCAUGCGUUAGUGGGAUGUAUCGGUCAAAAGUUUGGACUUAUGGAUUAUUUAUUGUUGCAUGGUUGUGUCAUUCUUUGCAUCUCAUUUUUCAAACUUCAAAUUGUAUUCUCUGGUUAAUAAUCAAUUGCAGCUUAUAUUGUCUACUUGCAUUGUUCUGGUUUUUCAACAUUUUAGUCUUCUUAUUCUAGUAUCUGCUACUGAUAGAUACCUCUCUCUCUCUAUUGGGUCAAACCUAAUAUGCACAAUUUUUGUCAAUUUGGUUGCUUUGUUUUGUCUCAAUCUUGAGUGAUUCUCUCAUAUUAUUCCCUAAUAGUUGGAGAUUUUUGCUCUACUUCACUCACUGUUGAGUUCUUUGAUUAUUCAUUUAUUUACCUUAGUUAUUUUAGAAUUUAAUAGCAUGAGUUUUGAUAGUUCUUUCAUAUUAUCAGGUGGAGUACUUGGAUAUUACCACAAUUUAUAGUCUUGGGUAAUAAUAAGAGGAUUUUUAGAGUCCUCGGCUUCCAUGUGUUAGUGGGAUGUAUCAGUCAAAAGCUUGGACGUUUGGAUUAUUUAUUGUUGCAUGGUUGUGUCAUUCUUUGCUUCUCAUCGGAGCUCAGAAUCCGAUUACCAACCCCGAAGAAGUGAGGGCUUUGAGGGCCAUCAAGAGCAGUUUGAUAGAUCCUAAUGGGAAUCUGAGUAAUUGGGAUCAAGGAGACCCAUGUACAUCAAUUUGGACAGCGGUUUUUUGCUACAAUACAACAUUAGACGAUGGAUAUCUACAUGUUCAACGAUUGGUAAUACUGCAUAUGAAUUUGUCUGGAACUUUAUCACCAGAGCUUGGCCGCUUAUUAAAUUUGAAAAUAUUGGAUUUUAUGUGGAACAACAUCAGUGGGAGUAUACCAAAGGAGAUAGGCAGUAUUACCUCUUUGGAACUCUUGCUUUUGAAUGGAAACCAAUUAACAGGUCCCUUACCAGAAGAGCUUGGUUAUCUUCCAAACAUGGACAGAAUACAAAUUGACCAAAACCAAAUAUCGGGGCCACUACCUAAAUCAUUUGCAAACUUGAAUAAAACGAAGCACUUUCACAUGAACAACAAUUCGAUCAGUGGGCAAAUCCCGCCUGAGUUAUCCAGAUUACCAAGUCUUGUUCACUUGCUUCUCGAUAAUAACAACUUAUCAGGAUAUCUUCCAGAAGAGUUCUUCAAACUGCCAAAUUUACGGAUACUGUAUGGUUUCCUUAUGAAAUUAUCAGCUUCACUCUACUGGGCUUCCAUAAAGAUGUUUGUGCUCAUAGUUCUUACCAAUGUCACAGAUGGUGCCAACUCUCCAAGUUCUGGUUUAAGCAAAGGUGCACUGGCUGGCCUAGUACUGGGAACCAUUGCAGGUGCAGUUACAUUGUCUGCAGUUGUUAUUCUUCUGAUAAUGAGAAUGCAUGUGGGGAAUUACCAUUCACUUCCAAGAAGACAUCAUUUGUCUACACGCUCCAUAAAAAUUGUUGGGUUGAAGGAUUUCACUUAUAGAGAAAUGGCCGUAGCUACAAACAACUUUGAAAAGUCCACACAGAUUGGAGAAGGAGGGUAUGGUAAGGUUUAUAAAGGCAUUCUAGCUGAUGGUACAGUUGUGGCCAUAAAACGUGCACAAGAGGGAUCCUUACAGGGUGUAAAGGAGUUCUUGACAGAGAUAGAAUUUUUGUCAAGGUUACAUCAUCAAAACCUUGUGUCUUUGAUUGGAUAUUGUGAUGAAGAAGGUGAACAGAUGUUGGUCUAUGAGUUUAUGUCAAAUGGUACUUUAAGGGAUCACCUUUUUGCUAAGUGUAAAGAACCUCUGAGUUUUACAAUGAGAUUGAGAAUUGCCCUGGGAUUGGCCAAGGGCAUCCUCUAUCUACAUACUGAAGCCAAUCCUUCUAUAUUUCACCGAGAUAUCAAGGCUAGCAACAUAUUAUUGGACUCUAAGUAUAUGGCAAAAGUUGCUGAUUUUGGACUUUCACAACUUGCACUAGUUCCAGAUAUUGAAGGGACAGUGCCUGCUCAUGUAUCCACUGUUGUGAAGGGGACGCCGGGUUACCUUGAUCCAGAGUAUAUCUUAACUCGUAAACUAACAGACAAGAGUGAUGUUUAUAGCCUUGGUGUUGUAUUUCUUGAACUGUUGACUGGGAAGCAGCCAAUCUCUCAUGGCAAAAACAUUGUUAGAGAGGUUAAUGUUGAGUGUAAAUCUGGUAUGAUCUUUUCGGUCAUUGAUGGGCGAAUGGGAUCUUAUCCUCCUGAAUGUGUGGUGAAAUUUUUAAAUUUGGCUCUCAAGUGUUGUGAAGAUGAGACAGAUGCUAGACCUUCAAUGGCAGAGGUGGAUCGAGAACUUGAAAGUAUAUGGCAUCUGAUGUCUGAUUCUUACAUUAGAUCAGCAGGUCCUAUGGUGACUAAUGCUGAAAAGGACGCGACUCCACUAUCAUCAUCCUCCAUAGUGAAGGAUUCUUAUGUGUCGUCAGAGAUAUCUGCCAUUGAACUUGUUAGUGGAGUCAUUCCAUCCACUACACUUUGAUAAAAAACUUUUCGAAAAUAAUGGUGUAUAAGAACUUGAGAUGUUAUGAUCUUGAAAUUUUGAAUUGGGAAAUGGUAUUUACAAUCAUCUUGGUUGUU